AUGGCUAGAAUUGUGGAAUUAGAACAAUCCGCGAAAGAAAGUGCAGAGAAUACUAAGUUAAGAGAUGCCGAAAUCAACGAGCUUAGAUCUAGAGUUUCGAAAUUAGAACAGAAGGAUUCGCAAAAUGACUCACUCCGUGAGGAUAUCUACGAAGUAGGAUGCUCUGCAUCUAUCGCAUCUAAAGAAACGAGCAUACCUACUGAAACAAAAAAUUCUAACGAUGUCUCUUCAGAGGUAAUCUCACAAAGUAAGGAUGUUCCGGCAUCAGAUAAUACUUCAAAUUCCGAUGAACCCGCUCCAAAUCCCGAUGUAUCUAGUAACGCUUCAAAUUUUUAUGUAUACCAGGAUAUGAAGACUCAACCGGAGGCUAAAUCGCCAGAGGAUGCUAACGCAUCUAAAGUGAUCGAUGAAUUCCUGGAUGAGGUAUAUAAGGAAAGUGUUAGUGAUUCGAUCAGGCAGAGAAAGCAUGAGGAGAAACUUCAGGAUCAAAAUCCAGACCUAUCUUCAGUUAAUCACGAUGUUUCUUUAGCGACAUCCGAAUCAUGUGAUACAAAAACCGUUCCCUCAGAUUCAAGUAGAAAAACCAUUUAUUCGGGAAAUGAUCAAACUGAAAUAUCUGAAUUAGAGCAAGACGAC
Acaulospora morrowiae is the source of this 636-nucleotide messenger RNA. The record is from the annotation of a GenBank genome assembly. NCBI's taxonomy places the organism in Eukaryota, Fungi, Glomeromycota, Glomeromycetes, Diversisporales, Acaulosporaceae.